GAUGGGAAACUGAUCGCUGUUGCUACUUCAAAACCGGAUGUUGUAAAUAUCGGGUCCAUUUUGACUUUGGAUUCGAUUAUAGGGAAAGUUGCAAAAAUUGCUUUAGAGGCUGCAGUAGAAAGUGUGAAUACUGAUCCAACUAUUCUUAAUGGAACCAAACUGAAGCUAACCAUUCAUAACUCAGAUUUUGGUAGCUUUCUCAGUGUUAUAGAUGCUAUACAGUUAAUGGAGAGUGAAUCUGUGGCAAUAAUAGGUCCACAAUCUUCGGUGUUGGCUCAUAUGAUAUCUAAUGUCGCGAACGAGCUGCAAGUACCACUAUUAUCAUUCACAGCCACGGACCCCACAUUAUUCUCUCGUCAGAAUGAGUUCUUUGUCCUAACAACUCACAGUGAUCUUUUCCAAAUGGCUGCAAUUGCAGACCUAGUUGAGUACUAUGGAUGGAGACAAGUGGCAGCUGUUUACAUAGACGAUGAUCAUGGAAGAAAUGGAAUAACUUCAUUAGCCGAUCAAUUAUCUGCUAAAAGAUGCAAAAUCUCCCACAGGGCGCCUAUUAAACCCAAAGCAACACAUGAAGACAUAAAGGACGUUUUGCUUCAAGUGGCUUUUAUGGAAUCCAGAAUUUUUGUUGUUCAUACUUAUGCUAAUAUGGGGUUAGAGAUACUUGAAGUUGCUCAAUAUAUUGGUAUGAUGGAUAGUGGAUACGUGUGGAUCACAACGGAUUGGCUAUCAACGGUCAUGGACAUAAGCUCGCCACUUCCUAAGAGAUCAAUAUCUGCUAUGCAAGGAGUUAUUACUUUGAGGUCAUACAGAAAAGAUUCAUUUAUUAGUACAAAGUUUGAAACCAAGUGGGAAAACUUGACGACGUUGGGUCUGAGUAUGUAUUCUCAGUAUGCAUACGACACUAUUUGGCUACUUGCGCAUGCUCUUGACAAAUUCUUUAAUCAAGGUGCAAACAUUUCCUUCUCAAAGUAUUUCAAAAUGAAAGACUCAAAAGGCAGAUCCUUCAAUCUUGAUUCUCUGAGAAUAUUUAAUGGAGGGAAAGUGUUGCUUGAAAAUAUCUUAAAAGUCAAAAUGAAUGGAACAACAGGACCAAUUCAGUUCACAUCUGAUAAAAACCUUGCUUUUCCGGCAUUUGAAGUUAUUAACGUGAUUGGUACAGGGUUGAGGAGAGUUGGGUAUUGGUCAAACUCUUCGGGUCUAUCAACAUCUCCUCCAAAAAAUGUUGACACAAACCGAUCCAGAUCAUCUCAGACGUUACAUAAUGUAAUUUGGCCUGGUGAAACCUUUGAAACGCCUCUUGGAAGGGUUUUUUCACCGAAUGGAGAUCAUUUGAAAAUUGGAGUUCCACAUCGGGUAAGUUUUGUAGAGUUUGUGAAAGAAGUUAAGAAAAAUGAUACAUACGUAGGAUACUGCAUUGAUGUGUUUCAUUCAGCAAUAAACCUCCUGCCAUAUGCGGUCCCAUAUAAGUUCUAUUCAUAUGGAGAUGGUCAUGACGACCCAAGUUACACCAAUCUCAUAAGCGCAGUAAAUGAUGGUGUCUAUGAUGCUGCAAUAGGGGAGAUUGCUAUCAUCACAAAUCGGACACGAAUGGCAGAUUUUACUCAGCCAUUUAUCGAAUCAGGACUAGUUGUGGUGGCACCGGUGAGGAAACUAAACUCUGGACAUUGGGCUUUUCUCAGACCGUUCACUGGUACACUGUGGUGUACUACCGGGAUCUUUUUUCUAGUUGUGGGAUCAGUUAUUUGGAUGCUGGAACAUCGUAAAAAUGAUCAAUUCCGUGGCCCUCCUAAGCAACAAAUCACAACAACCCUAUCAUUUAUCUUUUCAACCUUAUUUUUCUCCCACAAACAAGAAAUGAGGAGCACUCUUGGUCAAAUCGUAUUAAUUAUAUGGCUAUUCAUGGUUCUGAUAAUCAGCAACAGUUAUACUGCAAGUCUCACCUCAAUCUUAACCGUAGAGAAACUUUAUUCGCCUAUUGAAGGGAUAGAUAGUUUAAUAUCAAGCAAAGUACCCAUUGGGUACCAACAAAAUUCAUUUGUUCGUGACUAUCUUGUCAAAGAGCUUAAGAUUUCAGAAACUAGACUUGUUCCCCUUAACUUGCCAGAAGACUAUGAAAAAGCCUUAUUAGAUGGUCCUGGCAAUGGCGGUGUUGCUGCUGUUGUAGACGAACGUCCAUACAUUGAACUCUUCCUUUCGACCCGCUGUGAAUUUAGCAUAGUUGGACAAGAAUUUACCAAAAACGGAUGGGGAUUUGCAUUUCAGAAGGACUCUCUUCUUGCCGUAGAUAUAUCGAACGCCAUACUGAAAAUGUCCGAAAACGGAGAGUUGCAAAGGAUCCACGACAAGUGGCUUACACGAAGUGCGUGCAGUUCUCAAGAUGCAAAAUUAACAGUGGACCAGCUCCAGUUAAAGAGCUUUGAAGGCUUGUUCUUCAUAUGCGGGCUAGUUUGUUUCCUAGCUCUUUUCUUAUACUUGGUGCAGAUUAUAUACGAGUACAAGAAAUAUAAACCCAAACCUUCAGAGCCAUCCGGAUGCAUUCAGACGUUCGUUUCAUAUUUUGAUGAAAAACAAGAGUCGGUUAAAGCCCGUUCCAAGAAAAGGGUUAGAGUGGAAACUUCACAUAGGAGAAAUGGAGAUCUUUAAUGGGCUAAUAUAGUUCCUAAAACUAGUAUGCAAAAUUGCAAAUUUAUAUGAAUGUCUUUAAGGACUAUUCAACCAAAAAAACCGUCUAGUGUUAAGUAUCUACCUUUCAAAUGUCUAUUGUAAAUUGUCUAUUGUAACUUUGAUGUGGCUUUUAAUUUUCAUAAUGCAUUAGAAUUUAUACCC
This is a messenger RNA of Erigeron canadensis, 2826 nucleotides long. RefSeq names its product glutamate receptor 3.6-like. Gene Ontology annotation, molecular function: glutamate-gated receptor activity; G protein-coupled receptor activity. Gene Ontology annotation, cellular component: plasma membrane. The transcript is spliced from 6 exons. The record is from RefSeq and is a predicted model, not a curated record. Gene Ontology annotation, biological process: G protein-coupled receptor signaling pathway. NCBI's taxonomy places the organism in Eukaryota, Viridiplantae, Streptophyta, Magnoliopsida, Asterales, Asteraceae. Bases 226 to 2643 code for a protein of 805 amino acids.